UUGGUGCCGGAAUUAGGAAGCCGGGGCGCAGGGAUUUGAGGCGACAGCCCUAGCACCGCCCUCAGGCGGAGGGUGACGCGACCGGGGCCAGGCUUCCGCUGUGCUUGGUCCUCCUGCUCCAGCCGCCAGGGCGGGGAGACGGCCGCUCCGUCACCUCACGUGACAGCCUCGCGCUCGCGCCGUCGCCUUGGAGACUGGAAGCAGCCGCGCUGCCUUCGCACGCUCCGGGCCCACGCGCGCCCGCUAGUAACCGCCGCCUCGCGCCGCCAGGGGAUGCGGCCCCCGGCGCCAUGCUCUGGAGUAAAGGCAUCAGCGGGCUCGGCGCUGCCGCCGCCGCGGGGACCGGCCGCCUGCGCCACUGCGGCCCGCGCGGGGAGCGGGACUUAAGCAUCUCUGCGGCAUCAUCUUUACAAACUCACAGUGUCAAGGGGAAAUUUUCCUUAUCGGGGAGUAGAAAGCUAUUCUUUGACACCCAUGCUCUAGUGUGCCUGUUGGAAGAAAAUGGGUUCACUACUCAGCAAUCAGAGAUCAUUGUAUCCGCAUUAGUGAAAAUUAUGAACACCAACAUGGAUGUGAUUUACAAGGACAUGGUCACCAAAGUACAGCAGAAAAUAAAACUUGAACUCUAUCUGCUAAAGAAGCAAGUAAUGGAUGAAGUUACCAAAGUUCGUGCAGAUAACAAAUUAGGCUUCAAUCUGGAGAAGAGCAGAGUAAAAGAACUGUAUUCAAUUAAUGAAAAAAAACUGCUGGAAAUAAGGACAGAAAUAGUGGCAAUGCAUGCACAACAAGACCGAGCUCUAACUCAAACAGAUAGGAAAAUAGACACAGAAGUUGCAGGACUGAAAACAAUGUUGGAAUCGCACAAACUUGAUAAUAUUAAAUACUUAGCAGGUUCAGUAUUUACAUGUCUUACUGUAGCACUGGGAUUUUAUCGUCUGUGGAUAUAAUAAAGCAUCUGUUUAAAAGGACUUGUGCCUCUCUUGCCUUAUGAAAAUCAAGCUUCAAGAAUUCAGUCUUCACUUUAAAGCGAGUCGAUACUAUUUUAUUUAUAUUUAUUUUUUAAAAUAAUCUAUAUUGAAAAUGUAACCAAAAUGUGCCUGGGAAUAAAUAUAGAGAGAAGAUUACCUCUGGCACAAACCAGGCAUAGUCGACACAGCUCUGCCAAGUCCCCUCAAUCUUGACCAGAAACAUCCUUUUCCUAUUGUAAUUUUAGAGCCUAGGUUAAGCAGACUGCACGUUAUACCAAAUGGUGUAGUGACUGUGUGAUGUGUCAAAGAAUCCACUAGGAAUUAUAUGCCAGACUCUGCCAAGAUAUGCAUGUGCAAUAGCAGUUGUAUGUAUCAGAACAGAAUUUGGUCAUACAUUUAAAAUCUCCAAAUGUAUUUAAUUAGUGACCUUAUGGCAAUUUUGGACCUAGCCUUUGGAGUGAAACACUACUGGAUUAAUGCACAGCCCACACACUUCCUCUUUGUUAAUAAAAUGUAGUCAUAUAUUGUAAAGAAAUAUUUUUUCUAUCUGUUAUACUAAUUUUUACAGUGUUGUUUGCAUCAUGGUUUGUUUUCCAAGUUGCCGUCCAAACAAACAAUUAUGUUUCAUGAAAAAGUGUUGUGUAACGAAACAGUGUCUCUAAGACCUUUUUGGUUUUUUACGUAGCAUUUUAAGAACUCACAUUUAGGACACACAAGGUUCUGAAACUCAUUGCACGUGCUAAUUGUAAAUUUUGUACUAAAGCUGGAAUAGAUGUUUGAAGAACAGUAAGAUCUAAUAGCUGAUAUUAAUCUCUUCUGCAAGUCUAUAUAGAGAUACAAACUGCUCUCUGUCACUGCUUGAUUGAUAGAAGAGAACUGCUUCUUUUACUCUUGAGGUGAGAAUUAAAGCUGAUUAGCUCUCUUCUAGGGAGGAAAGAGCAAUUGGCUAUCACUUACUAGAGUGACAGCCUUAGGGCUGUGAUCACUAAGGGAAUGUCUACACUAGCCAUUUUCCCAAAAGUUUCCCACUGGUUCUACAAAUGGUACAGCUCCUCUACUGGUAGCAAUGGUAGGAGCACUUAAUGUAGACUAUCCACUGUUUAAUCCUGCACAAAGCAAGGCCAUAUGGAAUGGUAGUUAUAAUAUCAAUGCCUUCUCUACAUUAAUGCUUCCACUAAUGGUAGCAAUGAGGGGAAAUUAUAGGGAAAUGGGGCUAAUGUGUCCCGGGUCAACCACCAAAUAGAGCUGCCAGGUCCAAUCACUCGCAUUAACCUAGGGUCCUGUCUCUCUGCUUAGCUUCUCUUUUUGUUUUUUUCCCUCUCUUUGGGCUGAUGAUAAAGGCUGGGAGGGUACCAUACCAGUUUUGCUCCCUGCUUUGUUUAUUGAAGUCCUGGCAGGCUGGCUAACUUGUGUGUAUAUAUAUCCCAGUAGCCAUUGAACUUCCUUGGCUGUUGAGGCUAUCAUUUGUUAUAUGAAGGCAGAGAGGAAGCCAGAUGGAGGUAGAAGUAUCUUACAAAAUCUAGGACUACCCUGGACCUAAUGGCUAAUGGAUAAUCAUUAAAAAUGUAACUCUAAUAAUAAUAAUCUGAGUUUAAUCACUCUUAAUAAAAAUAACCAUUUGGUUUUUCCUAUUAGUAGUGAUUCUUAAUUUAGUAAACCUUACCCCAGCUGCUAAGAGUUAAGAAACAACAUAAAUAAAAAGACUUCUAUAAAACACUGAAAAGGAGAGAACAUUCAAGAGUCAGUGUAAAGGAAGCAAGUAUUACAAAACAACAUGCUCCAAAUUACCAGCAUCUUUUGAAUCGGUUUUGUGUGUGUGGAAAAGCUAUAAUAAUUAUGCAACUCUUAAGGGUUGUGGUAAAGCUAGAUUUUUAUAUUUAUUUAAAAUGUCACUUUUAAAGUGUCAAGCAUUAUAAUUUAGGUAAACAUCAUGUGUGAUCUACUUCAGUUUUUUAUAUAUAUAAAAGCACUUAGUUGGAACUAUAUAUUCCAGGGUAACAAGAAUAUAUCUCUGGUCACCUGGAUGCCUAAGCAGUUAAUGAAUUGUCAUAUGACUAAAAUAUUAGUGAAUUGUAAAUAAUUUAAUCUGCAUAUUUAAUUUCAGAUGUCAAGUGAAUUCUGCUGAAAAGUGAGAUUGUUGUACAAGAGGAUCUGAGACUUUUGCAGUGAAAUAAAGCUGCAAGAUUAUAAGUUUUUGUUUUGUUUUGCUCCAGAAAUGGAUCUUAAAGGAAAACCAGCACUUUUAAUGUUUGCUGUAGACUGGAAUUAAUAAAGUUCACAAAAAGGGGCAACAUAAAAAAUAGGAAACAUUCAGUAUUCCAAGCCUGUAAAGUCUCCAGGUAUGGUGCUCGAGGCCAUGAAAUUUCUAAAUUAGAUAUGUUGUUAGAUGCAAAACCUUCAUUGGCCAGGGAACAUGGUACAGUUUGCUAUGCAUUUAAAAGCCAUUGCAGAUCAGUUAUGAUAGUUUCUGACAUAUUCACACAAGCUGUAAUAUCUUUACCUGCACUGGCAUUAAAAAAAAAGUGCAAAAGCCCUUUCUACAUUUGAAAAGCUCAAAUAAAUCCCUUCCAAUCUGAUCUUUAAAAUCAAAAUCCAGUUUACUGAUUCAGAUGAGCAAGCACAUCAGCGCCCAUGAACUAGUUUUUGGAAUGUUAAGAUUUGAUCCAAAGAACAAAUAUCUACAAGCAGCAACUGGGAAACCCAACUCCACUGCCAUUAAUUCUCCAUUCCUUAAUUUCGCUAAAAGCUUUUUUCUGCACACAUGCUACAUAAUGUCUUCAGUAUUAUAGCAUAUUUCUCAUCAGGAUCUGAAAUGUAUUUCCGUAUCAGAUUUCAAAAUUUUGGCUUUGUACUGGCAGACCUCAAUUCAGAAGGUGUGGUUGUCUGGCAUAGCUGCAAGCUGGGUGGGUUUUGUCUUUCUAUAAAACCACUGCAAUUCUGAAAGUUUCAAGGCAGCCUACUUUUCUGUCAAUAGUACAGUAUGCUGCUGGGCAGAGAAUGGGAGUUCAGGUUCUGAGUACCUUUAGGCCGGCAUGAAUAGAAAGUUCUGCAGAGGGGAUUUUAUGGGGAGGGUAGAGGAUGUUUUCUUUGGGGGUUGGGGAUUGCAGUCUUCCUCUGCCAGAAAUACAGGUUGGUUCUAUAAUAAGCCUUGGGGCUCUGGGGAGCAAAUGUGAAUUAAGGAGGAUCUCCCACAAAACAAACUUUACAUAUUUAUACUAGUAGGAAUAUACUACUAGUAUACUAAAUAUACUAGUAGGAAGAAGAAACUGAGAUGGGAGUUCUUACAGUUUUAUUUUGCUUACAUUUUUGUUUAGUUAAAAUCUGUAACCAAGAAAGGCCUCUUUCCCUAGUAAGUUCUAACCUGUUUCUUUACAGUUAAAUUACCCUACCCCUAUCGAUAUUAAAAAUGUUGAUUGUGUCCUUUUUCAAGUGUGGUGUUAAGGGCUUAUGUGCUAAAACCAUGAGUAGAGAAAGAAGUGUUGUUUCAAACUAGAUAUUUUCUUUGCAUUAACUGGAAAUGUUCCUUGAUUCUUCUACACACAUGAUCUGCCUUAAUGUUAAUGUACUGUGUAUUUGCCUUCACAGCGCCAGAAGCAGUCUAUUGCUUUUAACUACAUAUACCUGAUUCCUCUGAUGUAAUUGCUGAAUGUUAUUCUUCUUUCUUUAUCCAUUUUUAUAUUCCCUGGCAUAGGUAAUCUGCAUCCUUUUUCCUAUUCUUCUGCCUGUCUGUGUCUAUGCCAGCAAACAGUCUAGCCACUCAAGGUCUUGUCACUAACACUUCAUCUGUUUAUCUCACUUUUAAACUGUUUGCUUCUAUUUUAACUGCCUUGGAUCUUGCAACUUGACCAAAAUAUUAGAAAGAUCAUUAAAACCAUCUAAAAUCAGGAUCAUAUUUCAAGCCAAAAGUUUGACAAUACUAAAAAUAUACUAAAAGCUUUAAAGUGUGUUUAUGGUCAGUAAAUGACUAUAUAAAAUGACAUUUUAUAUGUACUCACUGAGUGAAAUCCUGGCCCCACUGAAGUCAAUAGCAAAAUUUCUUACUGACUUCCGUGGAGCCAGGAUUUCACUCUACAUGUAUUGCAAAUCAUGUCUGAUUUACCUCCAUGGGAAAAAAAGGGAUUUUUUUUUUCACUCCUGCUACCACCUGCAGAGUCGACACAGCACAGUUUUAUUUUUUUCUAUCAGCAUAAAUGUUAGCUGAAUUCCAGUUGCCAAUUUGUUAUUACUGGUCACAAUACAUGGGCAAGACUGAUUUUCACAUCCCAAUGUAAGUUUUCAAGGCUAAAAUAAAGGGAUCUUUUUUGCUUCUAAACUAAGCAAAUUCUAUUUGAAAGACACUGAACAUGAAACAGCCCAAUGCACACAUAGUCACUUUUCAUGAUAUAAUUGCAUUAUAAAUUAAGUUCAUAAAAAUAGAUAUUGAUUUUUUAAAAAAUAAUAUACUGGAACAGGAAUUGUAUUUGAAAAAUAAAUCUUUAUUCCUUGAUCACUUUAUAGUUUCAUAAUGCAUUUUUAAUUUUUAUCAUAUCUUGUUUUUAUUUGUACAGCUAUUUAUAUUUUUACAGAUUAAAAAAGUGCAUUCCAUUUCAGCAAUUGUUACAUCAUCAACUGUUCAUGUUAAGUGCAUAAAUAGAAAACUGACCUUUGCCAUUAAUGAAAUGUGUGGAAUAUUUGGUGUUUGUUUUAAUCUGAAAUAAAAGCGUAUAUGCUGGCAAAA
Mauremys reevesii (Reeves's turtle) is the source of this 5685-nucleotide messenger RNA. RefSeq names its product mitochondrial calcium uniporter regulator 1 (gene MCUR1). Bases 291 to 947 code for a protein of 218 amino acids. The transcript has 8 exons. Gene Ontology annotation, cellular component: mitochondrial inner membrane; mitochondrion. NCBI's taxonomy places the organism in Eukaryota, Metazoa, Chordata, Testudines, Geoemydidae. Gene Ontology annotation, biological process: positive regulation of mitochondrial calcium ion concentration; calcium import into the mitochondrion. The record is from RefSeq and is a predicted model, not a curated record.